AUGGGGGAGGUGGGUGUGACGGACAGCAGUGUGGACGGCUGCCCCCGGGCCAAGAGGAGAAAGAGUCUAGACAGACAAACCCUGGAAACCUCCCCCAAGAGGAGCACCUACAUAGAUGACAUGGACAACUCCACCAUGGAGGAGUGCUACGAGACCGACGAGGACAUUCAGAAGAGCAGCAGCGGGAGGAGGGGGGGCAACGGCAGCGCCAAAUCUGGCCCGGCGACAGAGAAGGACAACAACAACAACGAGGAGUACGAGAACUACGAUGAACUAGUGGCCAAGUCCCUGCUCAACCUGGGCAAGAUCGCAGAGGACGCCGCCAACCGAGCCAUGACGGCAGAGGAGAUGAACAGCAACUCCUCCAACAGUGCUGAGGAAGAGGACGAUGACGAGGAAGAGGACGAGGAGGACGACGAGGAGGAGGAGGAAGAGGAGGAAGAAGAAGAGGGGGCAGAAACACAGAGGGGUGAUCUGAGUUUGGACAUUGACAGUGAUGUGGUGCGGGAGACGGUGGACUCCCUUAAACUUCUGGCACAAGGUCACGGCACAGUAUUGUCUGACAAUUCAGACGGACAGGAGUUUGGGGACGGCACAGGCGAGAACGACUGUGGUCACAACGCACACGGUGGUAAUGGACAAGUUAAGAUCAACAGUAAUGGGCAAAUCGAAAACAGCGACGAGGAGGUGUGUUUGAGCAGUCUGGAGUGCCUACGAAACCAGUGCUUCGACUUGGCUCGCAAACUAAGCGAAACCAAGUCCACCGACCGAAAUGGACCGUCCCAGCAAAACCAUUUCUCAUGCGGGGAUCCCAAUCAACAGCCCCAGCACCACAGCUACGGGGACUUCCACCACAGCCAAGAAGACAGGCGAACUCUUGACAGGAACUAUUCCGACAUGGACAAUCUCAUGAAGCUGGAGGAGCAGCUGAGCCCGCGCUCCAAGGCCUUCUCCAGUUGCGCACAGGACAACCGCUAUCACACCAACCUCCGGGACUUCGACGAGGACACGGCCUCCGUGACGUCGGACCGAUCGGAAGAAGUGUUCGACAUGACGAAGGGUAACCUGUCCCUGUUGGAGAAAGCCAUUGCACUAGAGUCAGAACGCGCCAAGGCCAUGCGGGACAAAAUGGCGUCCGAGGCCGCCAGGAGAGACGGGGUGAGGUAUAACCACGAAGACCAUGGCCCGCGGCAUGGCUACGGUGUGGAGCGUAAAGCCCGGCUUCCUGAUGGUAUGAAGAAGCCUUUCUACCAUAAAGACGCCUCACGUGCGGACAAGAAGGAGAGCCGGUGUCCGACGCCGGGCUGCGACGGCACGGGUCACGUCACGGGCCUGUACCCCCACCACCGGAGCCUGUCCGGCUGUCCGCACAAAGACAGGGUGCCACCAGAAAUCGUGGCUAUGUAUGAGAAUGUUCUUAAGUGUCCUACGCCUGGCUGCACGGGACGCGGCCAUGUCAAUAGCAACAGAAACUCCCACAGAAGUCUGUCAGGAUGUCCCAUCGCUGCAGCCGAGAAGCUGGCCAAAGCCCAGGAGAAGCACCAGGGCUGCGAUGUCCCCAAGUCCAACCAGGCCUCUGACCGAGUCUUAAGGCCUAUGUGCUUUGUCAAACAACUGGACUAUCCACAGUAUGGUUACAAGAACAAUGUUUCCACCAGCACGCCCCGCUCCAACCUGGCCAAGGAGCUGGAGAAGUACUCCAAGACCAGCUUCGACUACAGCGCCUUCGACGGCAGUAACAACCACCAAGUGUACGGGAAACGGGCCAUCGCACCUAAAGUCCACGGGCAGAGGGACGGCUCCCCCAAAGGAUACGACGCCAAGCGGUACUGCAAGACCUCCAGCUCGGCCAGCAGCACCACCAGCACCUACGCUCCCAGCAGCAGCAGCAGCAGCCUGAGCUGCGGAGGCGGAGGAGGGGGCGCGGGAGGCGGACGGGGGGGCGGGGGCAGCAGCGCCAGCAGCACUUGCAGCAAGAGCAGCUUCGACUACAGCCACGACAUGGAGGCCGCCCACAUGGCGGCCACGGCCAUCCUCAACCUGUCCACGCGCUGCCGGGAGAUGCCCCACGGCAUGGGGGGGAAGCCCCAGGAACUGUGCUCGCAGAGCCCCGGUCUAGACGUUGAUGAGAACGGUACGCUGGACCUGAGUAUGAGCAAGCGUCUGUGCAGCGGGGGCGGAGGCGACUCGGUGCUCACCCCUCUAGAGCCCAUGUCCCCCCAGAGGCAGGCCGCCCUGCUGGGCUCCCGCUGCUACGGCAUGGGGGACGCCGCCGACUGCUGGGACCUGCCCGUAGACUACACCAAGAUCAAACACAUAGACGAGGACGAGAAAGAGCCGGACGACCUGGACCCCUUCCAUGACCUGCUGGAGGACCGCUCCUACACCGCCGACGUCAACAUGCCCAGCCCCAAGCCCAAGUACGUCCACUGCAAGGAGAGCAAGAAGGACCUGAUAACUCUCUCAGGUUGUCCUUUAGCUGAUAAAAGCAUUCGAAGUAUGCUGGCCAACAACGCACAAGAGCUCAAGUGCCCGACACCAGGGUGCGAUGGUUCGGGACAUAUCACUGGCAACUACGCCUCACACAGAAGUCUCUCUGGGUGUCCGCGGGCCAGGAAAAGUGGGAUAAAGAUCAUCCACAGCAAAGAGAACAAGGAGGACCAGGAACCUAUCAGGUGUCCAGUGCCCGGGUGUGAUGGACAGGGACACGUGACGGGGAAGUACGCGUCCCACAGAAGCGCAUCGGGGUGCCCCAUAGCAGCCAAGAGACAAAAGGACGGCUACCUCAACGGCAUCCAGUUCACGUGGAAGUCCGGAAAGACGGAGGGCAUGUCCUGCCCCACGCCGGGCUGUGACGGCUCGGGUCACGUCAGCGGCAGCUUCCUGACACAUCGGAGUCUGUCCGGUUGUCCACGCGCCACCUCGGCCAUGAGGAAAGCCAGGCUCUCCGGAGUGGAAAUGCUAACAAUAAAGCAGCAGCACACCGGCAACGGACUGGAGCAUGAAGAGGACAUCAAACAGCUGGAUGAAGAAAUCAAAGAUUUAAGUGAAUCAAACUCGCAGGUGGAAUCAGACAUGAUCAAACUCAGAACACAGAUCACAACAAUGGAGUCCAGCCUGAAGUCCAUAGAGGAGGAAAACAAGGUGAUUGAACAGCAAAAUGAAUCUCUCCUGCAUGAGCUGGCCAACCUCAGCCAGUCACUGAUUAACAGUUUAGCUAAUGUCCAGCUCCCUCAUAUGAAACCACUGGCACACAAAGAGCCUCCUCUGAGGAACAACAGCUGCUUACAGCUGCACCAGCAAGAGCCAAUAAGCGAGCAGAACUUUGACGCCUACGUCACCACCCUCACGGAUAUGUACUCGAACCAGGACCAGUACCAGAGCCCAGAAAACAAAGUCCUGUUGGAGAACAUCAAGCAGGCGGUUCAAGGGAUUCAAGUGUAG
Molecule: messenger RNA, 3444 nt
Organism: Cyclopterus lumpus (lumpfish)
Lineage: Eukaryota; Metazoa; Chordata; Actinopteri; Perciformes; Cyclopteridae
Gene: myt1lb
Product: myelin transcription factor 1-like, b
Biological process (GO): regulation of transcription by RNA polymerase II
Cellular component (GO): nucleus
Molecular function (GO): RNA polymerase II cis-regulatory region sequence-specific DNA binding; DNA-binding transcription factor activity, RNA polymerase II-specific; zinc ion binding
Source: RefSeq, a predicted model, not a curated record